This is a messenger RNA of Anneissia japonica, 5249 nucleotides long. Its product is annotated as calcium-activated chloride channel regulator 3A-1-like. Bases 127 to 3285 code for a protein of 1052 amino acids. The record is from RefSeq and is a predicted model, not a curated record. The transcript has 16 exons. NCBI's taxonomy places the organism in Eukaryota, Metazoa, Echinodermata, Crinoidea, Comatulida, Comatulidae.
AGAAGCAGUGUAUUCUGUCAUUGGGGUUUCAGCUCACUUAGCGUAAACAUCAAUCGUAACAGGAGCAGUAACACUUGCAGCAGUAGCAGUAGCAUAUUUGCUCCAGUAUUUUCAAUCGCAUUAAAAAUGUCGGUUACAGAGAUAAUAUUUUCAAUAAAGGCAGCAGUGUUAUUUAUUUUUAUUGGCAGUGUUCUGUUCGUUGACAAAGGAUGUGCAGGACCUUCGCGAGUACUUUUGGUUGACAACAAAUACAUCAACGUAGUCGUCGGAAUUAAUGAACGCGUUAAAGAAGAUCACAACUUAAUAGAGAAGUUGAAAGAGCGGAUGACCGAAGCAUCAGCAUUCCUCUACUCAGCCACUAACCAAAGAGCAUAUUUCAAAGACAUUCAUAUUCUGGUUCCUGAAACAUGGCAACGACGUCCACACUACAGCAAAGCAGAGUGGGAACUGUAUGACAACAGUGAUGUCAUCAUUGACUUACCGAGUGACGAUUUCGGUAGCAGACCAUACACAAGCAAGGCUACUCAGUGUGGGGAGUUGGGCAACUACAUUCACCUCACCCCACGGUUCGUACUCGACCAGUCCCUCCAGAGACAUUAUGGACAUUUUGACAAAGCAUUCGUACACGAGUGGGCGCAUUACCGAUGGGGCGUAUUCGAUGAGUAUGCAGAGGAUGAUAUGCCACAGUUUUACAUCAAUUCGGAUGGCCAGGCAGAGGCUGUUCGGUGUGUUCUCAAUAUUCCAGGUUCACUAAGAAACCCACACACAAGUGGACCAUGUGAGUACGGAUCAGAUGGUCUCCCAUUAAAAGACUGCAGGUUUUUCGACAACCGCGAAUCUAACGACUUCGCUGGAUCUAUCAUGUACAAACAGUACCUUCCAAAGGUGACAACUUUUUGUGACAACGAUCACUCAGGUGGCUGGAAGGGUAAUUUGCAUAAUCGUCAAGCGCCCAAUAAACAUAACCAGCAGUGUGGAGGAAAGAGUAUCUGGGAGGUAAUGAAAGAACAUUUUGAUUUUGCAAAUGGUUUAAAUCCUUCGCUUGAUAUAACUGGACUGCCGGAAAAUCCAACCUUUAAAAUUAUCCAUCAACAAACUAAACGAACAGUUAUAGUAUUGGAUGUAUCGGCGAGCAUGAAAGGUGAACCCCUGAUUCAACUUAGACAGGCUGCAAGCAAUUUGAUAUCUAGUACAGCAGAAGAUGGCGAACAGAUUGGAAUUGUAACUUUCAGUCGUGAAGCAACUAUAAAAUCCCGAUUGGUGACAAUCAACCAGCAAACAAGAAAGUCACUUGUCACUAAACUACCAACAGACGCGUCCGGUGGUACGUCGGUUGGUGCAGGUAUUCUACGCGCGUUUGAUGUUCUAGGCAUAAGCCUUAAUGAGGAUUCGAAAGAUACUGGAAAUUUACUUGUGAUCUCUGAUGGUGCCGAGAAUAUUCGUCCACUCAUCGAGGACCUCCAGGACAAGAUAGCUACCAAGAAUAUCCACAUCAACACCGUUGCUAUUGGGCCGACAGCUUCACCGAACUUAGAGGUACUCGCGAACCUCACUAAUGGCAUGACGUUUUAUCACACAACAGGGACCAAUACUCUGAACGAAGCAUUUGGCACAAGCUUCAACAAAAACAAAGCCAUUCAAAACAGACCCAUCUAUUUAUUCAGUGACGUAAUCACAGUAUUUGGAGGUGAUACAGUUGUUCGCGAAGUACAAGUCGAUAGAACCAUUAACAGGAAUGCUGAAUUCAUCUUUGGAUUUGAUCCUUACUCGCAAUUAUCAAUUGUCGUCAUCCAACCAGAUGGCACUGAGGUUACGGAUACUCCCGACAGUGUGUUCGGAGUUCUUCGUGUCAAAGUCCCCAGCCCCGUUCAGACUGGGAACUGGAGGUUUAGGAUCCGUAACUAUGGCCAACAAGUGAGCAAAAUAACUGUUACGAUCCAGUCGUUUUCUAGUACCAGUGAGGAACCAAUCAUCGCCACAGCCUCAUGGAGCAGGAUGGCGGUAACUCCCCCGGAACGACAGGUGCUGUACGUGUACGUCUCUAAAGGAUAUACACCAAUCAUAAACGCCGAAGUGAUUGCCGAGGUUGAAAUCGCCGGCAACACAACUGACGCUCCGGUUCUAUCGGAUGACGGCACGGGGGCCGAUGUCAACAGAAAUGACGGCAUUUAUUCAGGCUACUUUACAAACUUUGUCGCCGAAGGCAGAUACAAUGUUAAGGUGAAAAUUACAAAUAAGGCAGGUGUAACGUUGAUAGCUCAUGGUAAAACGCUGGGCUCAGCAAAGUCUGCACUUCCCGAUCCCUUAUACGAAGAAAACGCCGAGAGCACACAGACGCGACGAAGUGAAGAAGAGACCGGUCCAUUUCAGAGGGUGGCUAAUGGAGGUAGUUUCACCUGUACUGGAGCAUGCACCAGCGAUGAGGACCACUAUCCACCUGCCCGAGUAACUGACCUACGGGUGAGUCUGCUGAGCUACAGUAAGAAGGAGGUGGAACUGAAGUUCAAGGCACCUGGGGAUGAUCUCAUGAAUGGACGAGCUAAAGAGUAUCGUAUAUACUACUCCACAAAUUUCAACAACCUGUACGACAAUAUUGACGUAAUCGCUAUCACGCCAGACCUGGUCAAAGAAGGCAGUCUAUCAUCACCGAACGAAGCUGGACAGGAGGAAGUAUUCACUAUCAUUGUACCACAAGUUGGGGAUUUUGCAUACACAUUUACGGUCCUGGCAGUUGAUGAUGUAGGUAACAAGAGUCCGAGAUCGAACUUCGUCACCAUUUCAGCCAACGACCACAGUGGAAAGGUUAAGGGAUGGGUUAUAUGCACCGUCUUGUUUUCAAUCGCUGCUGUUAUUCUAUUCGGACUUAUAGUAUUCGUACUCGUGUAUCGCCGAAAAAUUCGCAAUUCUCAGCCUGAAAAACCAGUACCGAAAAAUAUUACUGUCUCUGAAAUGGAAAAAGCGAACAGUUUGCGGACUAACUCAAUGACGAGACUGGAUCCAUCGCUGACAUCACCCAAGAAGAAACGGGCACCAAACCCUCCUAUCGGACACAUGUCAUGUUUCGAGCCGGGUCAACUUAAUUUGAAAGGAAUGAAAGUCAGGAAACACGACAUGAGAGCAAGUGUACCUGCAAGACACUUGCAUAUAGAACGCGCACCAAAGUACGAGAACACUGAUUUCAAAACGUACGAGAACGCCAUGUUAGAUAACAAUAUACCACGUGGCCACGUAAGAAGUACAGCUUUUCUUAUAGAGAAAACAAACACAAUUGUACAUAAAGUAUGAAAACAGUCUCAGCCAACAUGUUUUGUAUACCGUACAAUGGAUUGGUCUUGUUUGUGGUGAAACAACUUCAAGUGUUACGUCACUUGAAUUGACUCUACAGUGUGCAGUUCACAUUGUAGUGGGAGCAGAUGAUGCUGUGUUACUUCAAGAACGACGUGUCUGAGAGUUUCUUAAAGUAACGUGCGUUGAGCAACAAUUUUUGAGGUAAUAGUUAAGCGAUCGUAGAUUGUAGGCAAUCCAUGCACUGUAAUAUAAUAAUUAUUGUACAACACUUAAGGCUAAAACAUCAUAUCAAGUUUUUACAAAAAGUAGUAUCUACUUAUUUAAUGAGGUUUUAUUUUCAUAUAAUGUAUAUUUUGGGGUUUGUUGUUUUCAUUGCUACAGAAAAUAUAUAUUCAAAAUAUCCUUAGCUAAUUUACAAACACAAAUAGAAAAAAGACCAUGUUUCUCGUCCAGGAUAGAGAGGUGGAGUGUAAAAUGAGAAGGAAGAUGCACACCCACUUGUUCAUUAUUUUCACAACAGGCCUACGACCAGAACACAAUAUCUUAAACCCUGUCCACACUGUCAAUGUGGGCGUGAUAUGACAUCAUCAUGCCGUUAUGGGUAAUUUGUCACAUAAAGCAUAGUGUGGACAGACUUUAAGACAGCCAAGAAUUCUCGUUAUAAAGAUGACUGAUCAUGCAUUUCUACAGGACACUAUGGGUGGUAUUGCCCCAUGAAAGUAGAAAUACAGGAGAAGACAAAAAAGUGCUAAAGGGACGAGUAACAUUUUUUUUACGGUCAUAGUCUCGUGUUGUUUUUCAUUAAUUUGCAAAAAAAAACUAUAAAAAAAAAAAAAAAAAAACAAAAAAAAAAAAAAAAAGAAAAGGUUAAAAAAAAAAAAAAAAAAAAAGUAAAGGUUAAACGUGCUAUUUAUUUGAUAAUUAAAUCUUAAAACACACCCACACCCUUGGAUGUCACAUCGGAGAGGUUGAGGGCCGUAAGAUUCUUAUUUGACUUGUUACUGUUUAAAUACAAUAGUUGAACAACUUCUGUAGCUACAUUAUGCAUAACGUAUGAAUCAUUAUCUAUGAGUGGUAAAACUCGCUCGUUUUUCAUUCCAUUCCUAAGUUUUUCAAAUGAUAAAGUAUAUUUAUAUAAAUGCAAUUUUUGCCCGUUUUAUUUGCAGCCCACGAAAACCCUCUCCCUCGAAUCAACCACCGAAAGUACAGCAUAAUUACAGAUUAAUUUGUGGUUACUGUACGAGAAUAGAAUAUAAAACUGUUUACUUGAAACGCCUGAUAACACUUGAUAUAGAUGUCGCCUUAAAGAACAGAGGCGACUGACAUUUGCUAUUAUUAACUUAAUUAUGAAAGGCUGUAUAUUUAUGUCGUACCUUGUUAAAGCAAAUUUUCGUGAAGAAUAUUAUUUAAAAAAAAUCAAACCAUGAAGAUAUCAUACUUGUUUGUGUUUAAAAUAAUUAUGCCUAUAUUAUUGAAAUAUAUAUACGUGCAAGUUUUGUCAAUAUUAAUCUUCUAUUAAUAUCCAAAAGAAAAUUAUACUUACUCAUGACGUUGUACACUUUAUGGGCGUGGUUAAUAGAACGUUCGCUAAGCCCUGUCCCUUGGAUAUUGCUCAAGGUCCCACAAAAUGACACCGUAAACCUACAAAGUGGGACAUGUGCGUAUUCCCGGCCUUGUUCUGAUUGGUCAGUUGUUAAUUUGACAUUCCGGAAAGGUCUACUGUAUGCGUUAACAAGUCAGGAUGUUAACACAGCGCAAACAUGAAGCGACGAGCACGUGCAUGAUGAUGAGUUAUAACCUCUUUUACCCAUGCAGUAUUUAUCACUUUCUUUCAACGGCAUUUCGAGGUGCCAACUAAAAAUUUGUAUUAUAUGUAUAUUUUGUACAGCUUUGUCAAAUCUUUUGCUUGGAAUAUAAAUAUAAUAUUAUGACGUUAUUUAAUAAAGUUGGUGUUACAUGUA